AUGGACGAAAGUUUUAGAGAUUCAAGAAGGAUAUAUUUUGAUAAAAAGGAUGAUGAUGCAUACAAUUUUGCAUAAUUCUUUAGUGCAAUGAAUAUGGUUGGACAUUUAUUUGUGGAACAUUCUCAGGGAGGAUUGUAUGCUGAUGAUACGAAACUUAACUGUGUCAAUGAGGUGAAUGAAAUGGAUGGGUUGGAAGAGGAGAUGGUUGAAGGUUUAGAUGACAGUGAAGAUGAGAGAGCUACUGCUCUGCUUGAUGGAUUUGAAGGAAUCGAUGUUACAUUGCCAUUAAAUGAAGAUGUAAGUCUUAGUGGGCUUUUUGGUAGGCCCAAGAAGACCACAAAUGAGGAUGAAUACCUUUGUGAUGAGUUGAAUAGUGAUGACCCAAAUGAUUCUUGUGAUGAUGAAAGGCCAAGUAUGAAAGGUUUAGAAAAGAUCACUUUAACAAGGACUAUAAGUUUAAGAUGGAUAUGA
This is a messenger RNA of Vicia faba (fava bean), 471 nucleotides long. NCBI's taxonomy places the organism in Eukaryota, Viridiplantae, Streptophyta, Magnoliopsida, Fabales, Fabaceae. The record is from the annotation of a GenBank genome assembly.